Molecule: messenger RNA, 1901 nt
Organism: Elaeis guineensis (African oil palm)
Lineage: Eukaryota; Viridiplantae; Streptophyta; Magnoliopsida; Arecales; Arecaceae
Product: mannan endo-1,4-beta-mannosidase 6
Biological process (GO): polysaccharide catabolic process
Molecular function (GO): mannan endo-1,4-beta-mannosidase activity
Source: RefSeq, a predicted model, not a curated record
CGAGGAGUUGAUCUCCAUUAUUAUUAUUUUUUUGUUUCCAAGCUAAAAUAAUUGUUAAAGAUUGAAAGAAAGAGGAGAGAGAGGAGAAGGGGAGAGAUGCAGAAGCCGGAGCGAUGGGUGUACGCGCUCUUGGGCGGUCUUUUGCUGAUCGCCGUGGGAUACAUGAAUUGGAACUCAUGGGGAGGCGGCGGCGGUGGCGGCGGGGGGUUCCGGAUCCCGAUCCCGUGGCUGCAGCCGCGGAUGGGGUUCAUCGGGCGGAAUGGGACGCAGUUCGUGGACCUGGAGAACGGCUUGCCGGUGUACAUCAACGGCUGGAACUCCUACUGGCUAAUGUCGUCGGAGAAGCGGACGUGGGUGUCGGAGAUGCUCCGGCGGGGGCGGGAGAUGGGGCUCACCGUCUGCCGGACCUGGGCAUUCAGCGACGGCGGCCCCAAGGCUCUUCAGCUCUUCCCCGGCCACUACGACGAGCAAAUGUUCCAGGCUUUGGAUUAUGUGAUAUAUGAAGCAAGGAGGAAUAACGUAAGGUUAAUUCUUUGUCUUCUAAAUAAUCUCAAUGCAUUUGGUGGUAAAGAUCAAUAUGUUAGAUGGGCACAAGAAGCUGGUUUUAAUGUGACAACAUCAUCAGAUGCAUUUUUCUCAUUUGAUGUCAUCAGGGGCUACUUCAAGGAUUACAUAAAGGCAAUUGUGACAAGAAGGAACUCAUAUAGUGGAGUUAGAUAUUAUGAUGAACCUGCUAUAUUUGCUUGGGAGCUCAUGAAUGAGCCACGAUGUGUGUCUAAAUCAUCUGCUCCUAUUCUUCAGGAUUGGAUUAUUGAUAUGUCUUCUCAUAUUAAGAGUUUAGACAAGAAACACCUUGUCACAAUUGGACUGGAAGGAUUUUAUGGGCCUGGAAGAACUGAAAGAUUGAGGGUGAAUCCAGGGGAAUGGGCAGCUACAUUUGGCUCUGAUUUUCUACAAAAUUCAGCAGAUGAGCAUAUAGAUUUUGCUUCAGUGCAUGCAUAUCCUGAUAGCUGGAUCCCAAGGGCGAGCCUGGAAGAGAAAGUCAAGUAUCUUUCUAGUUGGGUGGAUUCUCACGUGAAUGACAGUCAGAAUGUACUGAAAAAACCAGUACUCUUUUUAGAAUUUGGAUCCAAUUUGCGUGCCAAGAAAAAUGGCACAUAUGAAAAAAAUGUUUUACUGAAUGUGGUUUAUGACAAAGUAUAUGAGUCCGCGAAGAAGGGCCAAGCUGGUGCUGGAGCUCUAAUUUGGCAGUUGAUGGUUGAAGGAAUGCAAAAUUAUCGUGAUGAAUUCUCACUGAUAGCAUGGGAGAAUCCAUCCACUUACAAGUUGAUAGUACAACAAUCCUGCCGAUUACUGAGAUUGUUUCAAAGAUUGAAAAAAAUCAGCAAACCCUGCUCUGAUUUUCAGCCCUAAGGAUUGAUCAUCUGUUCUCUACAACAAUAACAUUGUUCUAUAUUCAUUUCCAAAGGCAUAUUAAAUUCUUUUUGUCAAAGAUGAGGCGAAUGAUUAAGAAAGAAAUUCAUGAGAAAUAUGUGCUAUUGGAAUUAAACAUGGUAAACUCAUGGAGAUCAGGUCUGCUAUUGAAGGUGAAGGUGUUAUGUCUGAAUUCAGAAUAACAACUUUUGAGUGUUAACAACCAUCGAAGCUGUUGUCAAUGAAGAUUGACUAACAGCAGGGGAUGUUUCUGCAAUGGAGAUCAUGAAUGACGGUUUUUUAGGAUACUGCAUGUAUAAGGAUAUACUAUGAUUUGUUCUACCAGGCAAAAAUGUUUGUAAUCCCAGAAAACAGAUAUUGGUGUUAUUUAAUAAUUGGUUGGUGAGGUUCACCUAGUUGCUAUUCCAUUUGUACGACACAUGUUGGCUUGCUUAUACUUAAUAAAUAUGAGUAGAUGAGUUCCCAAA